AUGCCAUCAUUUAUUCCAAGUAUAAGAAAAGAAGAAGAAGAAGAAAACUUAGAGGAGUGUGUGGGGAUUUCAUUACAAGAUGAAUUACUCAACAAAUAUUUCGAAGAACUGUCAUCUUUAAUUGAGGAGUUAAAGAAAGAAAAAAAUAGGAUUCAAGAAGGGAUGAACAAAUACACAGAACAAGAAAAAGCAAAGUGUUAUGCCCUAAUAUUAUCAUCACAGAGAAUGUUGGAAAUUAUAUACUUUGAAAUCCAUUUUAGUGAAUCAAAUACAAGAAAUUACCAGGAUUUCCAAAAUUAUCUCAAGUAUAAAGAAAAUCUUUCUCAAAUUAAUGAAGAUUUUUCGAAAUUUACAGUUUUUUUUGACCCUAAUAAAGAUUCUAAAAAUGAGGAUAAAACCGAAGAAACCUCAAAUUUACCUUUUAAAGAUGUUAUUUCUCAUUCAUCAUUAGAAGUAAAUAUAAAAGAUAACAAACUAUAUCAUCACCAAAUCAUGGAAGAAAAAAGCCAAGAUUACUAUUUACUUCAAAGUAAAAGGCUACUAGAAGAAACUAACCAAUACAGCCAACAAGUACUUUUAAAUUUAAAUACACAAAAAGAACAAUUAAUGGGUACCGACAAUAAAAUUAAAAGUAUUUCAAAAAAUAUACAGGAUUCAUCAUUAAUACUAGAUAAAAUGACUAAAUGGUGGCACCAAUUUAUCUAA
Cryptosporidium ubiquitum is the source of this 705-nucleotide messenger RNA. RefSeq lists its product as uncharacterized. The coding region runs from base 1 to 705 and encodes 234 amino acids. The record is from RefSeq and is a predicted model, not a curated record. The transcript has a single exon. Lineage: Eukaryota; Apicomplexa; Conoidasida; Eucoccidiorida; Cryptosporidiidae.